CUACUAACCGCGCAGUUUGCAACUGGCAACCGUUCGUUCCUAACGUGUUCGAUCUCUGUGGCCCGUCGGAACAUCACAGUAUUUUGGAGCAAUUUUGUUUCGUGUCUUAGAGAAAAAAAAAGUUUUGUUCAGAAAAUAGGUGCUUGAUAAGGGGGCCCACAGAAUGGAGCAAAUUAUUCAAAACAAAGAUGUUGAAAAAUUUAUCUCGGAAACGAAGUACUUCCUGGACGAGUUCGAUUCGAUCAUCAGCCACUGGGACUUGUCGGGUAAUUUCUUCCUGCACUACCUGAUCGAAAUCCACGAAAAUGUUACGCAGCUGCUGUCCAAGUUCACCACACUGUCGCUGGAGGGCGUGGGCGGGCGGAAACAUGUCAACUUCUUCAAUCUACAGUGUUGCGGGCAAGAGUUUCACAGCGUCAAGGACCUGAGGCUACAUCACCACUCGUGUCGCCACAAGAAGUCACACUUUGAAGAAACAGACAACUGCGAGCUUAAAUCGGCUUUGUUGAAACUAGCAUUUUUCAACCGAAGAGUCAACGAAUACCUGCAGUACGGAACAGUCGCCGAUCGUUAUCUGUGUUUGUAUCUCAAGAAGAUCCUGAAGAAGGUAAUGAUUACGUUGGACACGUUUGCAUUGUAGGAAUAUUCCACUAGCAAUUAAGAAUGUAUGAAUGCGAAGGAACGAACGGGUUGUAUCAGUAUGCCAGACACGUGUUUUACCAAAUAAACUUAAUUUAACAAUUACAACCUCGUGUUGGUUCUGGUUGCUUUCAACGAUGACACUUCCAAUAAUAGCUGCCGACAAAAGUUCACAUCGCAAUUUCCGUUCCCGAACAUGCGACUUCCCGCAACGAUUCUCAGUUUACACUGAGACAGGAAGUGAGCGAAAUGAUUCUGGAGGACACGGUCAUGUAUCGCCGAAGUGCGAAAACUCCCGAAGAUGUGGCCAACUGGAAACUGGUGUACAAUUUCAUCAUUGAAACAAAGUAUUUUCUUGAACAUUACGACAACAUAAUAGAGACGUGGGACCUGUGCGACAAGGAGUUUCUAAUGCUAGUGUGGCAAAUUGAAGAACUAUUGACGGAAUUGUUGUACAAGUAUACGACGGUUACUACGGAGUUUUUGCGACCGGUGUCUUUGCCCACUGUUGAGAUCAAGUGCUGUGAUAUUUUGUUCGAAAAGUCCUCCCAAUUGUUCCGACAUUACUACACCGUACAUCACACCCCUGCCAGAUUGAACAAUGUCAGAUAUUGUGAGAUGAAAGCCGGCCUCCUGAAGUUGGACUUUUAUCGACGUUGCCUGAAGUACUACAUCGAAUUCGGAACGUGGGCUGACCACGUUCUAUGUCUGUAUUUGAAGCGAAUCUAUAGGAAAGUGAACCAUACCCUGGACCCGUUCCGUGAAUGAUAUGUUGGAGAUUUAUUACCAUUGUGUGUUAAAGAUUGACGAAUAUUUACAAGAAUAAACAUAUUACAUUUGGUGGAAA
Messenger RNA from Aedes aegypti (yellow fever mosquito), 1486 nucleotides. RefSeq lists its product as uncharacterized. The coding region runs from base 164 to 640 and encodes 158 amino acids. The record is from RefSeq and is a predicted model, not a curated record. NCBI's taxonomy places the organism in Eukaryota, Metazoa, Arthropoda, Insecta, Diptera, Culicidae. The transcript is spliced from 7 exons.